AUGAAGUUCUCGACACAGGUCUUGGCGAUCCUCGCUUUGGCCGCCUCGACCGUGUCAGCAAAGGGUCGCAGUCCCAAGUGUACUUGUUGUUCGGCUCUUGCCAGAGAUGAGAAUCUCAAAGGCAAGGUCUAUGGCCAAGACAGUGCUGUCUACGAUGCUCGAUUAAAGUCGUACUAUUCAGCCAACGCCGCCCAAGAAGCAUGGUGUAUGGUUCUGCCUGAGAACACAGAAGAUGUCUCAGCACUCGCCAAGAUCAUCUCUAAACACGAGUGUCCUUUCGGUAUCCGGAGCGGUGCUCACUCAGCAUGGAAGGGGUCCAAUGGCGUCAAGACUGGCGUGACCGUUGACUUCGGCUACAUGAACGCUACGACGUACGAUGAAAACACCAAAGUCGCUUCCAUCCAGCCCGGAGCCAAUUGGGGCAUGGUGUACAAGGCUCUCGAUCCUUAUGGUGUCACGGCAGUCGGAGGAAGAGCCUCUGUGGUUGGUGUCGGUGGCUUCACCACUGGCGGUGGCUAUUCAUUCCACACCAACCUCCGUGGCUUUUCUUGCGAUCAAGUCACCAAUUUCGAAAUUGUUCUUGCUGAUGGUUCGGUGGUGAACGCAAACGAGAACGAAAAUGCCGAUCUCUGGAAGGUACAGAAAGGAGGGUCUGGAAAUUUUGGUUUCGUCACGAAGAUUGAUCAGAACACCGUCGACUCGACUCAAAUGUGGGGUGGCUUUGUCACGUACAAUCAAACCGAGAGAGAUGCCGUCUUCGACGCCUACAUGAACUUCGCCGAUCACAUGGACGAAGACCUCGCCAGCCAGAAUAUUGUUGCUCUCUACUACGAUAAGACGGGCUUCACUCUUCGAUCCAUCUUGAGCAAUGUCGACGCCAAGGAUAAUGCUCCGGCAUUCAACGAUUACUUCGCCAUUCCCAACAUCUCCACCACGGCUGCUGUCGGUGCUGUCUCAGAUCUGGUUCCUCAGUUCACCGGUCCGACGCCUCUUGGCCUUUAUGCCAACUGGCUUGUUGGUCAAACCGCCCAUGACGUCCGCAUUCUGAACUUCAUUGACGAGAAGCUCAAAGAAUACGCACCCAAGAUGAAGGCCGCCGCACCUGAAUCUGACUUCAAUGUCUUGAUCCAGUUCCAGCCCGUCACUCAAUCCAUUGUGCAACACAGCGCAAAGUCUGGCGGCAAUGUGCUUGGUCUCGAAGAUGUAGUUGCCGAUGGUCCGACUCUUAUGUGGCUCAUCGCCUUGACGGUCGAUACUGAGCCUAAUCAGGAGAUCCUGCUCCCAUACGCUUUGCAAUUCCGGGCCGCUAUUGACACCUACGCCAAGGACCUCGGACUGUACAAGGACUGGAAGUACACCAACUAUGCUUGGGGCGACCAAGACCCCUUGGCUACUCACGGGUACAAGAACUUCGACUUCAUGAGCGAGGUUGCCGAGCAGUACGACCCUGAGGGUGUUUUCCAGAACCUCCGCAGAACAGGCUUCAAGCUUGCAUAA
Molecule: messenger RNA, 1497 nt
Organism: Colletotrichum karsti
Lineage: Eukaryota; Fungi; Ascomycota; Sordariomycetes; Glomerellales; Glomerellaceae
Product: FAD binding domain-containing protein
Exons: 5
Coding region: 1-1497 (498 amino acids)
Molecular function (GO): FAD binding
Source: RefSeq, a predicted model, not a curated record